CGCGGGGAGCGCAGUGCCGGUCCGGUCCGCCGACCAGCAGCUCGGCGCGGCGUGAGGCCCGUGAAAGUGAGCCACGGCGCGGCGGUACGGGCCGGCGGCGCCCGGUUACCGCGGAGCCCGUCCGCGCCGCUCCCCAGUGGAGUCGGCGCGCCGAGCACCUGUCGCCUCGGGCGGGGAGCGCGCCGAGCCCCGUGUGCCCGACAGAGCCCCAGUGAGCAGCAGCAGCCGGGCGCGGCGGCUCGCUGAUUGACCCGCUCGCCGCCGCCGGACGCGAUGUGAGGUGCAGUGGCCGUGCUUUCCGCGGUGACAGUGACAGUGACAGCGGCGCUACAUCGGCGGAUAGCGGUGACGGGCGAGAGGUGCCAUGUGUGAGAGGUGAGCGCGGGUCCGCCGGAGCCGAGCGUCCCUUCCGUGUCCGUCCGGCCGAGCCGAGCCAUGCCGCGGGCACCGUGGACCGCCUGGGAACGACUGAGACACUCCCGGAAAUACGACGACCCGGUGGAGCUGCAAACCAUGAUUGGCGACGACCGGCCGUCCGGACGGUGAGCGGCGCCGCGGCACACACGGACAUGGCGCGCCAGCCACUCAGCGUGGACGACCCGGUGCUGGGCGCGUCGGCGGCGCAGCAGAUGGCCGCAUCGUGCACGGGCGCCGUCCUCACCAGCGUCACCAUGACGCCGCUCGACGUCGUCAAGAUCCGCAUGCAGGCGCAGCAGCGGGCGCGCUCGGCGCAGCGCUGCUUCCUCUACUGUAACGGCCUCAUGGACCACCUGUGCAUCUGUGUGAACGGUCAGAGCGGCGGCGCGGCGUCCGGGUGCGGCCCGGCGGCCGCCUGCCGCGCCGCCGAGCCGGCCGCCACCAGCUGGUACCGCCGGCCGUGCCCGCCCGUCUACACGGGCUCGGUGGACGCGGCGCUGCAGAUCGCGCGCGCCGAGGGCGUCCGCUCGCUGUGGAGCGGCCUCUCGCCCACGCUGGUGUCGGCCAUCCCGUCGACGGUGGUGUACUUCGCCACGUACGACCAGAGCCGGCAGUACCUGCGCGCCCGGUUCGGUUCGGCCGCCUCGCCGCAGCCGGCCUGGGUGCCCAUGGUGGCCGGCGCGGCGGCGCGCGUCUGGGCCAGCACGCUGGUGGCGCCGCUCGAGCUGGUGCGCACGCGCAUGCAGGCGCAGCGGAUGCGCUACACGGAGUUGGGCGGCGCGGUGCGCGUGCUGCUGCGCGAGGAGGGUGUGCGCGGCCUCUGGAAGGGCCUGACGCCCACGCUGAUCCGCGACGUGCCCUUCUCGGCCGUCUACUGGGCCGGCUACGAGGGUCUGAAGCUGGCCGCCGGCCAGCAGACGCCGUCGGCGCUGUUCAGCUUCGCGGCCGGCUCGGCGGCCGGCACGGUGGCCGCCGUCGUCACGCUGCCGUUCGACGUGGUCAAGACGCACUGGCAGAUCGAGUUCGGCCAGCGGCUGGGCGCGCCGGACUCGGGCGGCGGCCGGCCACCGCGGCCGGGCGGUGUGCUCGCCUCCCUGCGCGAGAUCCACGGGCGCGCCGGCGUGCCGGGCCUGUUCGCCGGACUGGUGCCGCGCGUGGUCAAGGUGGCGCCCGCCUGCGCCAUCAUGAUCACCACCUACGAGGGCGGCAAGGCCUUCUUCCUCAGACGGAACGAGCGGCGUGCGCGGGAGCGGGAGGCCGCCGAGGCGCCGGUGUGAUACUGGGCGGUCCGGGAACGGUCUGCGGUGUGAUAGUCGGUGGUCCGGGAACGGUCUGCGGUGUGAUAGUCGGUGGUCCGGGAACGGUCUGCGGUGUGAUAGUCGGUGGUCCGGGAACGGUCUGCGGUGUGAUAGUCGGUGGUCCGGGAACGGUCUGCGGUGUGAUAGUCGGUGGUCCGGGAACGGUAUGCGGUGUGAUAGUCGGUGGUCCGGGAACGGUCUGCGGUGUGAUAGUCGGCGGUCCGGGAACGGUCUGCGGUGCGAUAGUCGGUGGUCCGGGAACGGUCUGCGGUGUGCUGUUGGCUCCCGGAAGUGGAGUCGGUCUCUCAGUGGUAUGGAGGGCGGUCAGUCGGCGGUGUGGACUGUGGAGGACUGUCACUCAAUAGUGUGAGGACGGUCACUCAGUAGUGUGAGAAUGGUCACUCAGUGAUGUGAGGACGGCCACUCACUAGUGUGGACAGUCAGCCGGCGGUGUGAGGACGGUCACUCACUAGUGUGGAGGACAGUCAGUCGAUGGUGUGAGGACGGUCACCCAGCAGUGUCAGGAGUCGGCGUCGUGGGAUGGUGCCGCCGCUCCGGAGAGUCCCACGAGCCGACCGCCAGCCGUGGCGACUGGUUACGGACAGACUGCCCGGCAGGGUCGGCCCGCGCGCCGCGUCUCGCUAGCUGUCCCUGUGGGAGGGACCGUAUUGAGUGGCGUCUAUCCCCAGGGGACCGGACGCAGUAGUGUGUUGUCCACUGAAGGACUGUCUCCCUGUGGAUGGGCUGUACUCGUUGGCGGGCCGUAGGGGACUGGUGCGGGACGUUUGUCCCUGUGGGACCGAGUGCAGUGUACUGGUGUCCGUCAUAGAGCGUGGCCGGUGCUCAGUGGGCGGCUCUGUGGACAGGUGUAUGACGUUAAUCUGUGAUCCACUGCUGGCGAGCUGACGCAGUCGAAUUUUUACACCCUAGUUUGUUACUAUUCAGGAAGGAAAGUGAUCAUGGUAAUGCUUGUUAGAGUUCCUGAUAUUAGCUGGAAACGCCAUAAGACUGAUGACCGUGCUCAGUUUAUGUCAUUAUUUUACUCAAUAUGCAAUAUAAGCCAUGAUAGUGAACACAUCUGA
Amphibalanus amphitrite is the source of this 2797-nucleotide messenger RNA. RefSeq names its product solute carrier family 25 member 40-like. Gene Ontology annotation, biological process: mitochondrial transmembrane transport. Lineage: Eukaryota; Metazoa; Arthropoda; Thecostraca; Balanomorpha; Balanidae. The transcript is spliced from 2 exons. The record is from RefSeq and is a predicted model, not a curated record. The coding region runs from base 570 to 1694 and encodes 374 amino acids.